AUGGUUAAACUGAUUGAAUACCCCGUGUCGGAGGACAUCCAAAAGUCCUACACGUCUUUCGUAAAGACAGUUGAGGAGAGCUUCACUCCUAGAUACCCCACCGAGGAUCCGGAUCCCGUCUUGCUUGAGGCAUUUCAUGAUCUUACGUUGACUGCCGAAGGCUAUAUCGAAUACAGUAACGAGCACGACUCCGUGGAAGACUGGAACGAUCCUUCUACCACAGAGAACAAUGUGUUCCAAGACAUGAUCAGUAUAUGCACGGUGUAUCAUCAGAGAACUUUGGCCGAUGGCGAAUUCUCCAAAUUGGCAAGAGCUGGUAUGCAAUGUAUGAAGCAUGCCUACGACCCUCCGCCGCGAGACAUGCUCUCCUACCCACCCCUGCCGGACUCCCUAUUGACUGUGUACCGUCACAUGGGAUACACACCGAUCGAAGAUGCCAUCUUCUCCGAUCUCGUUCUUUCAUACGAGAAAACUUGUUUCUGGAGUGCAUGGGGCAACCGCUAUGACCAUUGCUAUAACAGAGCGAGAGAUUUGGAUGACUCGGAUGAGGAUUACUGGGAUGAAUGGGAAUGCCAGUGUUGGUGUGACUAUUGCGUGGACGAGACUGCGUAUAUAACAGGCAUAGAGGAGUGGCGCGUUUUCCCAACAGCCAUAACCUACAUGGAUAGGUUCGAAGACGUGUUUGAAAACAUUCUGGGGUUCAUCUUCUCCGAUCUUCGUACAACAUGCGGCUCGUAUUUGGAGUACACCAACGACUUCGACAACUGGAACGACCCGGAAAUCGCCGCAUUCCGCGAGUUUUCCGAGGUAGUUGAAUACACAACCUACGUCUGUCCGGACUGGUUCCAGAAGUUCCUCUACUUACCUGGAGAGCUCCGCGAGUCCAUCAUGCACGAGUAUGCUUUGAUGGAGUGUGAUGCUGGUCGCCUGAGCGAGCAUCAGCACUACGACGAAUUCAGCAAUCCGUGCUGCAAGUGGGAGUAUCCCAACGUGCUCAUCGCUUGCGACAAUCAGAACCGCAAGGUGUUUCCGAACGCUAGCACAGGCCGUUGCCCAAAGGGUUGGCUACCAAACCUCGCUUUCGUGAGCCACAAGAUGCACGAGGAAGUUCUCGUCUUGAUGCUGCAGAGGACCAAGCGAUUCGAUUUGAAGUACAUGUUCCGAAACACUAACUUCAAGAUCGCGACUUGGUUUACCAAGUUCAUAAAGGCGAUUCCUGGCGGCGGCGGCGAGAACGCGGUGAAGCAUCUCAACUUCCCGCACAUGCAUUGGUUCAACCACCAGCGCAUCUUUAAUAAAGCACUUACGAAUCCGAGCUUGGAUUUGGCUGUCGCUUGCAAGAAUCUUCGCAAGCUGGAUAUGACUUUCCAUGUCGACAAGGUGACUAUCAGCAAUGAGGAUACUGACUGGAAGCGCCAGGCACUUCCUCUUGCUAAAGUCAUUGACCGCUUCAAGCUGGGGACGCUAUUAUACUGCCCUCGUUUGGAGGAAGUGUACAUCGACGGCAUCUACAUGCGGCCGUCUCGAGGCGGCGAGGAGAAGGAUCUUGAUGUGCUCGAGGACGUCAGCAAGUGGAUGACGAAGAGCUUCCUCGUUCGGCGGAAUCCGGAGCGCGGUAUCCAAGUCGAGCUGGUUCGCCGAUGGGGAUGUUGGAGGGGACGUGUACGUGGGACGAUGAUUGAGUUGAAUGAACAAGACAUGGUAGAGGUGAAAGCGCGCAUUGAGAUCGAGAGCGAGUGUGUGAAGGCUCUCGCUCUACCUGAGCCUGACAUAUUCACCUAG
Molecule: messenger RNA, 1782 nt
Organism: Alternaria arbusti
Lineage: Eukaryota; Fungi; Ascomycota; Dothideomycetes; Pleosporales; Pleosporaceae
Exons: 2
Coding region: 1-1782 (593 amino acids)
Source: RefSeq, a predicted model, not a curated record